AUGUCAGACUACUUAUCUGAAGAAAUCAUACACAAGAUCCUGUUGCACUUACCCAUCAAGUCCCUAAUCAGAUCCACUCUGGUCUGCAAGUCAUGGAAGUCACUCAUCAAGUGCUCUGCUUUCAUUCAAUCCCAUCUCCGCACCACAAUCGUCUCCAACGAGCAAAACGACUCUCACCUCCUUCUUCUCAGCGCUUCCUCUUUCGAGGGUCACUCUCGGCAUCAGCAUCACUGGUUGCGUAGGGAUAGCCCCGAAUUUGGUGCCCACUCCAUGCUUCCAGCUCCGGUCAUUUUUUUGGAAAACAACCCCGUUUCAGAUCUGGGUGUGGUUGGAACUUGUACACUAGGCUUUGGCUAUGAUGCGCAUUCCAAUGACUACAAGAUUCUGAGAGUUGUGACUGAUUUCACAACUAACGUUGAUUGUGAUUCAGUCAACGUGGUUUUCGGAGUUGUGAAUUUUGCUGAUGAUGAUCGAUUAAUCACAACCUUUGUUCAGGUUUACUCCUUAGCCAGCGGAUCCUGGAAGAGUCUUAGUGAUUCGGUUAUACCUGUAGAUUUGGAGGGUGGUGGUACUGGAGAUUUUGCUUUUGUUAAUGACACAUUACAUAAGCUUGAAGCCCGUUUUAGCGAGGAUGAGUAUUACAAUGAUGAAGACAUGGUCAUCCGCACCUUCAAUCUGUCAACAGAAGAAUUUGGCGAGAUGAUGGAACCGGAGGCUUUGAUACAAGGCUGUAGCUCCAUAGCAAGAUAUGGGGACACUCUUGCUUUUAGUGACAAUUAUAAUAAUAGUCUCAGAGAUCGGGGUUGUUGUGACAUUUGGGUUAUGCGACAAUAUGGUGUUGCAGAGUCGUGGACUAAAUUUUUCAAAAUACAUGUUGAUCUAGCUAGGAUAUAUGGUUUUAAAAGAUGUGCGGAUCUUGUGCUAGAGGAGAAGAUUUCUUUUGGUCCGUCAAGAAUGAUUUUGUACAAUCCUAAGAGUAAUCAAUAUUCAGUUCUCGGAACUGUGGGUCAUAGAUACUACUUCAUGGAUUCUUUUGUAGAAAGUCUUGUCUUGCUUGACCACUGCAAUGCCGUUUCUUACCAAGUAGCAAGGGCGUAG
Molecule: messenger RNA, 1098 nt
Organism: Fragaria vesca subsp. vesca
Lineage: Eukaryota; Viridiplantae; Streptophyta; Magnoliopsida; Rosales; Rosaceae
Product: F-box protein CPR30-like
Exons: 2
Coding region: 1-1098 (365 amino acids)
Molecular function (GO): protein binding
Source: RefSeq, a predicted model, not a curated record